AUGGACGCAAAGAGGCAUCCGAGCUCUUUCCAGCAGCUUGAGAAGUUGGGAGAGGGUACAUAUGCUACGGUCUUCAAGGGACGGAACCGCCAGACGGGCGAACUUGUCGCUCUCAAGGAGAUCCACCUCGACUCCGAAGAAGGCACUCCGUCAACUGCGAUUCGAGAGAUUUCGCUCAUGAAAGAACUGAAACACGAAAAUAUUGUGGCGCUCUACGAUGUAAUUCAUACCGAGAAUAAGCUUAUGCUUGUAUUCGAAUAUCUAGACGGAGAUCUUAAGAAGUACAUGGAUUCUCACGGCGAUAGGGGCGCUUUGAAGCCUAUGACUAUUAAAUCCUUCAUGUUUCAGUUACUGAAGGGCAUUGACUUUUGCCACAAGAAUAGAGUUCUCCAUCGGGAUCUGAAGCCGCAAAACUUGCUUAUCAACAAGAAGGGCCAGCUCAAGCUUGGAGAUUUUGGACUAGCGCGAGCAUUUGGUAUUCCAGUCAACACUUUCUCAAACGAAGUCGUCACACUGUGGUACCGAGCUCCAGACGUCUUACUAGGUAGUCGAACCUACAACACCAGUAUCGAUAUAUGGUCGGCAGGCUGUAUUAUGGCCGAAAUGUACACCGGUCGUCCACUAUUUCCAGGUACAACAAAUGAGGACCAAAUCAUACGUAUCUUCCGCAUAAUGGGCACACCUACAGAAAGGACUUGGCCCGGUAUCACACAGUUCCCCGAGUACAAGCCAAGCAUCCAAAUGUAUGCCACGCAGGAUCUUAGAGCUAUAUUGCCUCAGAUUGACCAGCUCGGAAUCGAUCUCCUGCAACGGAUGUUGGUUCUACGCCCGGAGCACCGCAUUAGCGCACACGACGCAUUGCAGCACCCUUGGUUUUCCGACUUAGCUAUGCAACACCAAAUGCAGCAACAGCAGGCAAUGCAAGCCCAAGCCCAGGCCAGAGGUUUUGCAGCUCCAGCUGUACCCUCGCAAGGCGUUUACGAUCAAGGAUAUUAG
This is a messenger RNA of Daldinia childiae, 996 nucleotides long. Its product is annotated as Negative regulator of the PHO system. Gene Ontology annotation, cellular component: cytoplasm; nucleus. Gene Ontology annotation, molecular function: ATP binding; cyclin-dependent protein serine/threonine kinase activity. The record is from RefSeq and is a predicted model, not a curated record. Gene Ontology annotation, biological process: protein phosphorylation. Bases 1 to 996 code for a protein of 331 amino acids. NCBI's taxonomy places the organism in Eukaryota, Fungi, Ascomycota, Sordariomycetes, Xylariales, Hypoxylaceae. The transcript is spliced from 2 exons.